Molecule: messenger RNA, 2004 nt
Organism: Cucurbitaria berberidis CBS 394.84
Lineage: Eukaryota; Fungi; Ascomycota; Dothideomycetes; Pleosporales; Cucurbitariaceae
Product: GPI transamidase-like protein component GAA1
Exons: 3
Coding region: 79-2004 (641 amino acids)
Biological process (GO): attachment of GPI anchor to protein
Cellular component (GO): GPI-anchor transamidase complex; membrane
Source: RefSeq, a predicted model, not a curated record
GUGGGAUGCUGGGCGCGAUAAAGGACACAACUCUCCUCUUCACUUUUUUCCUCUAAAUUGUCACUGGGUAACGGAGGGAUGGCUCUGCUUGCUUCGUUACUGGCGCUCCGGCGGGAUGCCCGCAUCCUCAAGAUCCCACCAUAUCUCUCUGCUUUCUGCAUUCUCGUCGGCAUAGCAUGGCUCCUUGUACUGCCACUGAACGAGUACUCGCGGAAGACAUACGUCUCUGAAAAUGCGCUGCUGCCGGGGCAAGUGCAUACGUACUUUGAUGGCAGCGAGCAUAAUGUCUUUAGAGCUUAUCGACACGAGGUCCACGGGCUGAUAGAUCAACCUGUCAAGGAGCGAUCUCAGAGGCUAGAAGCCAUCUUCCGCGAGCAAAACCUUAAAUUCGCAACGCAAAAGUACAACUACACUGUCUCAAAUCGCACGAUUGCAAACGAGAAUGUCUACGCCAUCCUCCAGGGUCCCCGCGCCGACGCCACAGAAGCCAUUGUCCUGAUUGGCGCAUGGAAGAACAUGGCCGACGAGGUCAACAACUCGGGCGUCGCGCUCGUCCUCACAUUGGCUCGCUACUUCAAGCGCUGGAGUCUCUGGAGCAAAGAUAUCAUAUUCCUCGUCUCUGGAGAUAGCACGAGCGGACCGCAGGCUUGGGUUGACGCAUAUCAUGACGGCCACGAUGAGCGUUUUGUGGAGAGCCUGAAGAUUAAGAGCGGUGCGCUGCAGGGAGCUGUCGCUGUUGACUACCCCGCUGGACCUUGGGGUCAUCGAUAUGAUAAACUACACGUUGUGUACGAUGGUGUGAAUGGUCAGCUCCCAAACCUUGAUCUGUUCAACACGGCUGUUCAGAUUGCGUCUGGCCAGUUGGGCAUAGGAUGCGUUAUUCAGCGCAUGUGGACGCACGAUGACUCGUACAAAGAGCGACUGCAGACGAUGCUGCGAGGCAUGAUCUCGCAGGGACUAGGCCACGCAACUGGACCCCACUCCUCGUUCAUCCCGUACCAUGUCGAUGCCGUCACCCUUGUCACCGUUGGCGAUGGCUGGCACGAUGAGAUGUCUCUUGGAAAGACUGUCGAAUCGCUUUUCAGAAGUUUGAACAACCUCCUUGAGCACCUCCACCAGAGUUUCUUUUUCUACCUGCUAUUACAGGCAAACCGCUUCGUCAGCAUUGGCACAUACCUCCCUUCGGCCAUGUUGAUCGCCGUCAGCUUUAGCAUCGCAUCAAUCGCACUGUGGGUCAAGAGCGGACGUCCAGACGAACCAGUGGCCAAUCCAGGCUCUACCCAGCCAGGGAGCAAAGUCACCAGUAAAGCCGCUUCUGUCGACGACAAUAAAACCACCGAAGAGAAGGAAGACUUCAACGAGAAAAAACACACAAAAACCCCUUCAACAAAAGUAAUUAGUGACGGCAAAGACAUCGCCAUCGUUCCCGCCGCCUUAACCACAAUCUCCGAACGGCACCUUUUCUUCCCCCUUCUGUUCGUCCUAACAACUCACUUUGCCGGCCUCAUUCCACUCUUCCUGUUCAAUCACUGGGACGAAGACGAGCUGCCCGGCCUAUACCUUACUGCCGCCAACGUAACGUCCAUCGUGCCCAUGGGUUUCGCGUUCAUCUUCUACCACACACGGCCCUUGAAACAGCAGGAGGUUGCACUGAUACAGUGCUUCUCAUUGCUGCUGCUGGGCAUGUUCCUAGCUGCGCUAGCGACCCUAAACUUUAGUCUUUCAUUCCUAGUGGGCGUCGUCACGACACCCUUGGCAUUUGUACGGCGGACGAAUCAUAUGGGCCUAGAUCUUGCGCAGCUCGCCUUUCUGGCUGUGCUGAAUCCCCUCAUGGUGAUACAGCUGGGGACGAAGUUGCUGGGAGGAGACCUUGCGGAAGUGCUCAUCAAGGCUGCCCAAGGGUGGCAUAUAUGGGGCCUGUGGACGCAGGUGGUCGUUUGGCUCGUUUGGCUCCCGGCGUGGUCGGUUGGAAGUGUAGUUAUUGCUAGUGGCGUGUUUUACUAG